This is a messenger RNA of Geodia barretti, 747 nucleotides long. Lineage: Eukaryota; Metazoa; Porifera; Demospongiae; Tetractinellida; Geodiidae. The record is from the annotation of a GenBank genome assembly.
CCAUGCAGCAUUUGGCUUGGCUGUGUGCACAUUGCAACAACGCAGAGGAUGCAAGCCGCUGGUCGUAGUAAGAGAGGCAUGAGGCAUGGUGGGGCUACCUGCGGUAGUUUUCCCACCGUGCUCUUCACCCAGCGAACCAGAUGUAGACGUGUACCCUACUUACGUCCGAGCCCUGCUUUUCUCUGUAAUGAGAGAGUAUCCCAACUCUGUCAGAAUCGUCAGAGGUUACCACUGUGUCCACGGAGACCGAUAGCCCGACCUUCCACUCACGACUGCUGUCUCCCUGCCAUGGACAGAGACAGCACAGGCCGCACUUCCAUGCUGUUAUCACUCCCAAGACCUAGCGUGGAAAACACUGUUCCAGAUUACGACUUUCCUGCUGACUUGGAGCAGUCAUUCAUCAGUGGUGCUCUCAAUUCCUCUACCACAGUGGUCCCUUAUGCACACCUACCAACUUCUCCACCUGAAAACCUUAUACCUGCAGCCUUCCCCCCACCAAUUUCUCCACACGACCACUCUACAGCGUCUGCAGAUGAGGAUUUCGAAGCCUCAACAAAACACGAUCCCUCUGGCUGCAGAGAUGGCCUAAAGAAGUCUGGUGUGACGUCUCCUCCCACUAGACACACUAGUAGUGGUAUUGCAAGAUCAGACUCGGACAUGAGAUUGGCAUUGGCAAAUGGCUGUGACAGUUGUGUCCCUGUUGUUCCUGACCAAUACAUGGAGCUGAUAGCAGUGUCUGUAGAGGAG